AUGUCCACUUCUCCUGAAUUUACCAUAUUAUUACCUACUUAUAAUGAACGUGAAAAUCUACCAAUUGUUGUUGCAUUAAUCGAUGAAUAUAUGUCUAAUGAAUUACCGUCGAUUGUAUAUGAAAUAAUUGUGAUUGAUGAUAAUUCACCAGAUGGAACACUUGCAGUUGGACGAGAAUUACAAGCACUUUUUGGCCCGGAAAAAAUUGUACUUAAACCACGUAGUGGAAAAUUGGGUCUCGGUUCAGCUUACAUUCACGGAAUGAAAUAUGCACGUGGAAAUUUUAUAAUUAUUAUGGACGCAGAUUUAUCACAUCAUCCAAAAUAUAUACCAGAAUUUAUUAGAAAACAAAAAGAACGAAAUUAUGAUAUUGUCACAGGUAGUCGUUAUAUGGCAGGUGGUGGUGUAGCUGGUUGGGAUUUAAAACGUAAAAUUAUAUCAAGUGGUGCUAAUCUUUUAACACAAAUUUGUUUACGACCACCUGUUUCUGAUGUAACUGGCUCAUUUCGUCUUUAUCGAAAAGAAUUAUUACAAGAACUUAUUCAAAAAUGUCAAUCGAAAGGUUAUGUAUUUCAAAUGGAAAUGAUUGUACGUGCAACAAAAAUGGAAAAAAAAAUUGCUCAAAUUCCAAUUAUAUUUGUUGAUCGUUUAUAUGGUGAAUCGAAAUUAGGUGGACAAGAAAUAUUUUUAUUUGCAAAAGGUUUAAUAAAAUUGGCAUUUCAAUAUUAG
Molecule: messenger RNA, 729 nt
Organism: Didymodactylos carnosus
Lineage: Eukaryota; Metazoa; Rotifera; Eurotatoria; Philodinida; Philodinidae
Source: the annotation of a GenBank genome assembly